CCUUUUGGCAUCCCGGAGAUGGUCCAAAGUGAUUCCUCUGGGAAGAAUAGAGCGCGAAUCGACCCUGAGCAGCAGCAGCAGCAGCAGCAGCAGCAGCAGCUGACGCCGAGCGGAGCCGCCGUUGCCCAGGACAGCCUCUUAAUUGCGGGUAGUCUUCCGUUUCAUCAACGUGAACGGAGACGACUCCGCGGAUUGAAAGAAUCUCCUUGUUUUUUUGUUUUUUUUUGUUGUAUUUUUGCUUUCCUCCUCCGCCACCGUGGACUGUUUGUUGCAGAAAGUGACAUUUUGCUCGCGUGUUUGUCGGUUGCACCUUGAUCCGGGGUUACUGUCGCCAACUCCGUGCCGCCUCUCAUCCGGCGCGUCCCCCCUUUCAUCGCUCUCAGCGUUGUUCAUCUUCACAGCUGCUGUUUUCCCUCAGCUCCGUCUCUCCUUUUCAUUUGUUUUCGUGGAGUUUGCUGACAUGAGGUGCAGCUAACCCAGUGGAUGCCGACAGCUCCUUCUCUUCCACCCGCCGCAUGUCGCAUGUCUCUUGUUUACUUUGACAAACACGCGCAACUAAACGCCAAGUGAAAUAGACCACGCCGCUUUGCUCCUCUGACAGCGCGAUCAAACGGACGCAAGAGGAGGGGAAGGCAGCGGAGGAAGAAGAAAAUAAGGAGGGAGCCCGGGAGAGGAGGAUCGAGAGAGAGAGAGAGAGAGGCAGGAGAGAAAGCGUGAGAGAGAGAGAGAGAGGGAGACAACGACAGCGUGAAGGUGACGUUUUGAUGUUUGGCAUCCACGAGAGCAUCCAGCGGAGUGGGAGUAGUAUGAAAGAAGAGCCCAUGGUGGCCGGGAUGAACGCGGUUCGGACAUGGAUGCAGGGCGCCGGAGUGCUGGACUCCAACACAGCCGCCCAGAGUGGAGUGGGUCUUGCGCGGGCACACUUCGAGAAACAGCCGCCCUCCAACCUUCGCAAGUCCAACUUCUUCCACUUCGUCCUGGCUCUGUACGACAGACAAGGCCAGCCGGUGGAAAUAGAGAGAACCACCUACAUUGACUUUGUAGAGAAGGAAAAGGAAACGACGGGGGAAAAGACAAACAAUGGGAUCCAUUAUAGACUUCAGCUCCUCUACAGUAACGGAAUCAGGACCGAGCAGGACUUGUAUGUCCGUCUCAUUGACUCUAUGACUAAACAGGCGAUUAUCUACGAGGGCCAGGAUAAAAACCCCGAGAUGUGUCGGGUCCUUCUGACCCAUGAGAUCAUGUGCAGCCGAUGCUGCGAUAAGAAGAGCUGCGGCAACAGGAACGAGACCCCAUCAGACCCUGUCAUCAUCGACAGGUUCUUCCUCAAGUUCUUCCUGAAGUGCAACCAGAACUGCCUGAAGAAUGCGGGGAACCCUCGAGACAUGAGGCGUUUUCAGGUGGUUGUGUCCACCACGGUGAGCGUGGAGGGUCACGUCCUGGCCGUCUCCGACAACAUGUUCGUGCACAACAACUCCAAACACGGGCGCCGAGCUCGCCGCCUGGACCCGUCGGAAGGAGCCCCUUCCUACCUGGAACACGCAACCCCCAGCAUCAAAGCCAUCAGCCCCAGUGAAGGUUGGACCACAGGGGGCGCUACUGUCAUCAUCAUCGGGGACAACUUCUUUGACGGGCUGCAGGUCAUCUUUGGAACCAUGCUGGUCUGGAGUGAGCUGAUCACCCCCCACGCCAUCCGUGUGCAAACUCCGCCCAGACAUAUCCCCGGGGUGGUGGAGGUCACGCUGUCCUACAAAUCCAAACAGUUCUGCAAAGGCACACCUGGACGCUUCAUCUACACAGCGCUGAACGAGCCAACCAUAGACUACGGCUUCCAGAGGUUACAGAAGGUCAUCCCGAGACACCCCGGAGACCAAGAGAGAUUACCCAAGGAGGUGAUCUUAAAGAGAGCCGCAGACCUGGUGGAGGCUUUGUACGGGAUGCCUCACAAUAACCAGGAGAUGAUUCUGAAACGAGCAGCAGACAUCGCAGAGGCCCUCUACACAACAGUGCCGCGAGGGCACAACCAGCUAGCCGGCCUCGGCAGCGGCUCCGUCCACGCUGGCAUGAUGGCCGUAAACUCCUUCACGGGGUCAGAGGUGGCCCAAACGGCCAAUCAAGGUUUCAGCCGGAACACGAGCAGCGUGUCCCCUCACGGCUACGUUCCCAGCUCAACCCCCCAGCAGAGUGGCUACAGCUCCGCUAGCAUGAACGGCUACGCUAACUCUGGCAUGGCGACCUUGGGCACCUCGCCCAACUUCCUCAACGGAUCUGCCGGCAACUCGCCCUAUGCCAUCGUCCCCUCAAGCCCCACCAUGGCCUCGUCGACCAGCCUUCCCUCCAACUGCAGCAGCUCCUCCGGCAUCUUCUCCUUCUCCCCGGCCAAUAUGGUGUCGGCCGCCGUCAAGCAGAAGAGCGCCUUUGCCCCCGUCGUGCGACCCCAGAACUCCCCCCCGCCCACGUGCACCAGCGCUAACGGGAACAGCCUGCAAGAUCAGUCUUUUGUGGACUCUAGCAAGUACUCAUCAAACAACUCUCUGCAGGGCCUGGCCUUCUCCUGAACAGCGAUUGCCGGGAUGAUCGUUCCACCCAUGUAGAGGGUCUGGGAUGGCUGUAGAUUUGGGAACGUUGAGAGGAGAAGACACAGCGGCAGAGUCUGGCGAGUCUCCGUUGUGCUCUUGGAGCUGAACUGAAGGAAGUCAAGAUAAGACGCAGGACUCGGUUAAACUCAGGCCUUUCCAUCGGGAUUUCGUCUGAAGGAAUAGGGGAGACGAAAAAAGAAAAAAAAAGAAGAAAAAAAAAGGAACAUCACCAACCUUUGUGAUGUUAUUUCGCUCUUGGUUGAAUUAGUGUAGCUUCUCUGACAGCGCGUUGGAUGGAGUGUAUAAAGACUGAUGUGUGACACUGACCUCAUGAAAAGAGCAUUUAUUUAUCGUUAUGUUUAUGCCGGUAAGGUUUGGUUUUGAUUACUGAAAGGCCCCGCAGUCCGUAACUCACACAAACAACAGUUGAAGUGUUGGUUUGGCCAUGAAGUUUACGUAACCUCUGUCACAAUGGAGGGUGCUUUCUUUAGCUCAGCCUGCUCACUAAAACCAUACAACAACACACUGGCCAAACGCAACAGACAAAUACAAAGAGAUAGAAAAAGUCCACCCUCAACUUUUACAAAAACAUGCCUUUCUUCCCCCCCCCCCCCCCCCGGUAUGUUUUUUUUUAGUUUGAAUUUUAACAAAGCUGUGAGGAUUGAGCUGUUUGCAAUAUGCAUUUCUGCUUUUCGUGUGGAGAAAAGGUGAUGAUUUAGCCAAAAUUGACUUUUUGUCUGAGAUUUUAGCAGAGACUUGAAAAAGCCCGGGGAUGUGUGUGUGUCCAGCCAGCACUGUACUGAAGGAGUCUAGUAAAUAUCAAAUUAGAAGAAAAUGCGUGAUAUAUUUUUGUACAUAAAAAGAAAAAGAAAAAAGUUGAAUUUUUCAUUUGAAGUUUAUUUUCUUUUUGCGAUAGCUAUAGUUUGAAAUGUUAACAUUAAAUGUCUUAAGGCAGCUUCUCAGUACAGAAGAUAGAUUUACUGUGUGUUGUCGAUAUCUCAUCCGCUAAACAUGACAAACGUGGAUUUGGAUACAAAAAAGGGGAUUCUGUAAAAUAUCCUAUAAAUAAUGUAUUUAUCCCUUGUAUUUGUACAUUUCCUCUCACCCUUGUUUAGUUGUGUUGUGUAAGUUCAAUACAGUAAGUGAACAUAUUUCACAGCGUUUUGUUUCAUUAUUUACUGUCGUCUCCCACUAUUUAAAUGUGACUUUUAUAUCUUUUAUUUGUUAGUUUUGUAUGUUGACUGUUUUUGCAUCGGUAUACCAUGCUUUCAUUUGUUAAUUCAAAAACAUGCCAUUGUCUAUUUUUGUAUUAUUUGUAAGUUAAUAAAACUUCCGGUUUUUUUUUUUUCCUUAUGAAAAUGUCUAUUGUAAAAGUAGCAUCUUAUUCAGAGUAUUUGGUUGAAGUAGAUUUUAAGAACAUAUACACACAUUAAUAUAUACUGUAAAUCUAUAUCUUUUCGUUUGAGCUCUGAGGCUUUCAGAUUGAUAGUGUUCUUGAACUGAUAAUAUGCAUGGGUUCUUCUCUUGAGUGACACUUUCUUUUUUUCGUGUGUGUGUGUCUGUGUGUGUGUGGAAACCAAGAGAACUAUGAAAUUGCUCUGUGUUUUUCUUUCUUUGAGUCCCCCCCCCCCCCCCCUCUGUUCUUUCUUUUCCUGCGUUAUUUAUGCCUGCUUACAUACUGUAUCUAUAUACUCUUUCUUUUUUUUUCUGUCACUGUAAUCUUUACCAGCAGUCUAGAUGCCUUAACAAUGCAAACCCAUUCUUCAUUCAAUCACGUGUACAGUUUUCUACCCUCACCACAAUUGUCUAUUGCCACAGAGGAAUUCAUGGGAACUUGGGGACAAAGCACAAACCCGUUGUGUUUGGUGGUGGAGCCAGACAAGAAUACAAAGAG
Molecule: messenger RNA, 4473 nt
Organism: Pungitius pungitius (ninespine stickleback)
Lineage: Eukaryota; Metazoa; Chordata; Actinopteri; Perciformes; Gasterosteidae
Gene: ebf1a
Product: EBF transcription factor 1a
Exons: 17
Coding region: 765-2558 (597 amino acids)
Biological process (GO): regulation of transcription by RNA polymerase II
Molecular function (GO): RNA polymerase II cis-regulatory region sequence-specific DNA binding; DNA-binding transcription factor activity, RNA polymerase II-specific
Source: RefSeq, a predicted model, not a curated record